This is a messenger RNA of Exophiala viscosa, 1911 nucleotides long. Its product is annotated as cytochrome P450. NCBI's taxonomy places the organism in Eukaryota, Fungi, Ascomycota, Eurotiomycetes, Chaetothyriales, Herpotrichiellaceae. Gene Ontology annotation, molecular function: monooxygenase activity; oxidoreductase activity, acting on paired donors, with incorporation or reduction of molecular oxygen; iron ion binding. The record is from RefSeq and is a predicted model, not a curated record. The coding region runs from base 167 to 1717 and encodes 516 amino acids. The transcript has 2 exons.
UAAUGGCCGAGGUUCAGGGGGGCUCAUGAGGGACCAGACAACCACGAGUGCUCCUCCAAACCAUUUAUAAUUUGCCACGGCAUGUCAUUGUCACAUUCUCAAGGGCAAACAUCGAAACGAGACAGGUACUGUAACUGAACGCGCAGUCCAUUCACUUGCAACCAAGAUGCCCGACUUCCAGCUCGGAUCUUAUAAGCCGGCUCUGUUGGCAAGCCGCCGUUUCUCAUGGACACUUCUUCCGCCGGCGCUCGGUAGCCUCGCGCUCAUCCUGCUCCUUGUCGUGGUAGUCGACUACGUUCGUAUGCUCCAACAACGACGAAAACUGCCCCCGGGGCCGUUUCCAUUCCCGUUGAUCGGCAACCAUCUGGCUAUUCCCAAGGUGAAACCAUGGCUCGCAUGGGAAAAGUGGGCGGCACAUUACAACGACCCACUAUUGACCCUGUGGGUGGGACGCAAGCCUACCAUCAUCGUCAAUGAUGCUUGGUCCGCCUCGGACCUCCUCGAGAAACGGGACAAGCUCUACUCAUCCAGGCCCCACAUCAUCGUGAUGGGCGAUAUGCUCAACCAGACCGAAACAAAUCAAACGUGCGCCGUGUAUGGCGACCAUUGGCGGUUGCACCGGAGGCUGACGCACACAGUGGUCGGCUCCCAGGCGGUGCGAGGUCACUAUUCGGUCCAGGCCAACGAAUCCAAAAUCCUAACUCGAAACCUAAUGGACGAUGCAACAACCUACGUCAUGUCCAUCGAGAGAUACUCGAUCUCGGUGGUUUCUAUCAUCGGUUGGGGCCGCCGCAUCGAUCGGAUGAACGAUUACAUUGGGCAGACCGCAUUGAAAUUCAUGGAAUCCGUUGAUUAUAUUGUGCCGGGCGCAUUCUGGAUGGAGUCGAUCCCCCAGCUGGCUCGACUGCCGUCUUGGAUCUACCCCCUGCCGUCGGCCAUCUUCAAUGGGGCAAAGCACACCCAGAGAUAUUUCUACCAGCUGUCGAAGGAAGCCGCGCAGAAGCCCGGCGACAACUUUGCAAAGACUAUAAUCAAGGGCCAACAGGAGUAUGGCCUCGCCGAUGAAGACGUCGCCGGCCUCACCGCCAACUUGAUCGGAGGCGGUGUCGAUACUACCAGCAGCUCCAUUAUCACCACUAUUCUGGCCAUGUGCGCCUUCCCCGAGGCACAACGUGAAGCUCACGAAGAACUCGACCGCGUCGUGGGCCGCGACCGUUCGCCCGCCUUAUCCGACGAGACCUCCUUGCCUUAUAUCUCUGCCAUCGUUGAGGAAGCACUCCGAUGGCGCACGGUCACUGUCCUCGGAGGGAUCCCGCACGCCCCUACGCACGACGACGUUUAUCGAGGCUUCCACAUUCCCGCGGGUACUCCGAUCAUUGGGAACGUGUGGGCUAUCCACCGUCAUCCACGCGAAUUCCCCGACCCAGACGUCUUCCGACCUGAACGUUUCUUGAAUGGGCCCGAGCGCCGUCCGUAUCCUAACAAAAAGGGCCACAACGCUUUUGGAUGGGGUCGACGUCAGUGCAGUGGACAGCCGCUGGCACAGCAAGGACUUUUGCUCACGAUUGCACGGCUUUUGUGGGCUUUUGACAUGAAGCCUGGCUUGGAUGAAAGCGUCAGUACUUCCUCGCUCCCUUUCCUUUCCUUUCCUCUCCCUUUACCUCUUCUCAGCGUCUCCCCACCUGUCCCACGCGAGGCUCGAACAUCGCUACAGUGAUCAGCUGUUAACACUAAGGGAACCAACAGGGCAAUCAAGUCAGACUGGACGUCUUCGCCUACACGAAGAGUGAGAACAUGCGACCAGAGCCGUUUCCUGCACGCUUCACGCCGCGGUCGGAGAAGAUCGCGGAGAUCAUCCGAGACGAGGCCGAGCGAGCACGAGAGGCGCUGCGGAUCUACGACGGUGAAACC